AUGGCCAUCAUGUGGAAGCAGCUCCCGAAGGCCAGGGCGCCCAAGGCGGAGUGGCGGAUGCACGUCAAAGCCGACGAUCGCCUCGUUGUUCAGGUGCAGCUCCUCGACGGCGACGAGAACGUGAAGUUCGCGGCCCCGGUGUCCGUCGACCCGCACGACUGGGACACCCACCUCAACGCCCACCUGCAGCCGAUCUGGGACGAAGGCGCCGAGGGUGUCGAUAUCAAGUUCGCCAUCAUGGCCGGCGGGAACCGCUUCUCCCCGACCCACCCAGGCAGGCUGGCCCUGGAGGAGAUCCAUGCCAACACCGCGCUGGGAUGCACUGGCGUUGAGACGAUUACCUCCGUGGGGCUGAAGAUUGGAGACGACCAGGCCAUGAAGAACACCUGGACCCCCGAGCAGUUCGGGAGAGACUUCCCGUGGGGUGUGACCAUCGAUUUGGAGCGCCCGCAGGCAACCAUCCCACGCGAAGCGGCGACGGUCCUGAGGCAGGAGAAGCAGAUGGUGUCCACCGGGAAUCUGGACAGGAGCCAGAUUAUCACGCUCAUUGACAGCCUGAAGAACGCCACGGAGGCGUGCAGUAAGGUCUUGACCACUCAAGCUAAGCAUUUGCAGCUGGUUCUUUCCGCGCCGAACCGGCACGCGUUUGAGAUAGUCGAGGAAGACAUCAUGAGGAACUUCGUCGUCGAGGUGCUAUGGCAUUCCCGGGACUACAUCAAGAAUGAGCAGCCCCAGGACAUUUGGACCAGCGAGCAUAAGCAGCUGGUCAAGUUCUUGAAGGAGUUGGCCCAGAAUAUGAUGUCGGUAGACCUUCUCAAGACGCACACGACGGGUCCCAAGCAGUUCGUGUGGGAGGUCUUCCAUGGUCGCUCGGUGAACCACGAUGUCUGUACCCAGCUCCAGCGCGACACGCUGGUCCACUCGAUGGAGGACUGCAAGGAGAGGUGCAUCCAGAAGCGCCCUCAGGCGUGCAAGGACAGGAGGUGCGACGCUGGCAACGGGCAGGAGGCGCCGACGGUCUGCAACGCGGCCAGGCUACAGCGUCUGGGCGGGGGCGGGAUGGCCUGCGGCGUGUGGCACUGCGCCUCGUUCGACAGCGGGUUCCCGAAGGAUAAGGACGCGUACGAUCUGGCCAUUUACGCGGAGGAGCCUGACGAGGUCCCAGUCUGGGAGGCUUUGGCCCAGUUGGGGAACGUUCCAGAAGGCAAAUCUCAGAUACUGCGGGUCGCAGUGUCGGCCCUGGACAGCGAGGACCUUGCUCUGCUGGUCGACGCCGUGGCGGCGCUGCUGCCGCGGAAGUCGCGGGAGGUCUGGAUGACAGAGGUCCGAGACGCCACGCUUGGCGACACGGGGCCCAAGGAGGAGGCGCUCAAGCUCGAGGCGCUGCGGCAUGCCCUUGACGAGUGUAUGUUCGUGGACCUGUCGUGGGCGGGCGACGCGAACGUCACGAAGCCUCUGCUGGUGCACACGCAUCCGCAGGGGAAGGUUGUACCCAUGACUGUCGAUGUGGCCAUCAAUAACGCAGAGGUGAAACAGAUUUCUGCCGACUUCGAGGCGGACUUCUUCUCGGUGCGGCAGAGCUCACGCUCGAGGAAGGUGAAGAUCAUGGUCAGCGACGUGUGCCAAGUGGAGGUGCGUAUCAAGUGGAUCUGGAGCUUGCGCACCCGCGAGCUUUAUUUCCGGCGCCCUAAGCUGGUCCCUGUGGCGCAGGCCCUCUUCGCCGCCUACGACCAGUUCGUCACGAAAUUGCCGGACUACUCCGCUCAGGUCGUCGAGCGUCUCACCGCGCCUGCCGGCUCGUGGUGGGAUUGGUUGACGACCGGCUUGCCAUACGCCUCGACAAACGGGCGCUACCUUCACCGCAACAUGAAAUCGGGGAUGCACGACCACCUCAAGAUCCACGAGGGGGACCUGAUCGCGGACGACGCCGUGUUCAACUAUCCCAAGGCGCUCAGCACGUCCAAACACAGCGGCGAGCCGGCAUUCAUGUACAACGCGGGCCUGUCGCUCGCCAACUUGUUUGUGCGGGCCCUCGGCGACAUCCAGGCGCUGUUUUUCCUGUACUUCGCAGACCACCCCGACUGGGACGGAGACUGCAAUUCGCUGCCGUCAAAGUUCAACCUGUACUACGAGCAGGCCGGCAGGGGCUUCCCAUCGCACCGCGCAGGAGCGACGGUCGGCGAGAAGGGCGAGCCGCUUUCGGACGACGAGCGGGCUGCCUUCCUUGAGUGGCACUGGAUCUCCAAGCCCUUCACGUUCAGCAGGGAAUCCCAGCGGGCCGCAUUCUUCAAGCAGACCCCCCCGAUCCACGGCAAGGACAUGUGGGCCACGCCCGAUCAGUCCGAGCUCGGCGCGGAGAUGUGGCCCCACGUUUGGUGCGAGCUGGUCGAGGAGUACUGGGUCAAGGACGUGAGGGACGUGGUGAGGCAGUCGAUGUCAGCUGGCGAGGCUGCUGCCGCCGCCAGCAUCCAUGAGCUACUGAGCAACAUGCUCCAGGAAGCCUCCCUGGACAGCCUCGUGGACGGCACGAUCUCCAAGCCGCUCGUGGACAGUCUCCGCGAGGUCCAGCAGGAGCUGUCUCAGACCCCGAACCAGUGCCCGAGCGAGCACGAGCUCGAUGACGAGGCCGCCGUGCGAGGCAUGGUGAUGUUCCUCGGGGAGGGCAAGUGGAAGGAAUUGGCUGGCCAUCAGGUCAAGGUGCUUGACCUGUGCCGCGACACCGUUUCCAUGCUGAGGAAGCACGUAAUCACCGUGUCUAAGCAGAACGAAGAGAAACAUGUUGAGAAAACGUCAGAUGAAGUCGACCAUCAGAUAUUGGCCCUGAACUCUGUGGAGGACAACAUGCACGAUAUCGAGAUUCAAUGGAAGGACGAGCAGCGCCUGAUCGACGAGAUGCUGAACUCGACGCUGGACACCUGGGCGGCCCUGAGGUCCUCUAACGACCUUGACCCCGCGGUCGCGGCGGUGAAGAUGCAAACCUUCAAGAGCGCCAGGAACAAGGUGGAGGUGUCUUUGAGGCGCAAGAAGGAGAAGUUCGCGAAGAUGGAGCAGACGAUCUUCAAGGUCCUCAACGACUGCAAGGAGGCGCCCCUCUCUGCGAUCUCGGAGGUCGAGUACCACGAACACAGCAAGGCCCAGACCUACGGCAAGUCCCUGGCCAACGCCGUCCAGUUGUUGCAGAAGCGCGCGGUCGCCCAGGUCCAAAUGCUUUACGCCUGCUUCAACCUCCACUCGCGCCCCGACAAGCUCCCCGCCGACCGCUUCGGUGCCCACUUCUCGGAGACGUCCGCGCACCGCGACGCCACGCUGAAGCUUCUCAAGGAGGAGAUCGACCCCAGCACGAUCUCGGGCUUCGACAUGGACGGCAUCGACUUCUUCUUCCAGGAGGAGUGCCAGGUCCCAAUCGACGCCGACAACGAAAGAGCCCACCACGUGAGCGUGGACGAGACGGCGGAGCCCCGCCACGAGUGCGAGCGCGUGGUCCUGUCCAAGGCCUUCCUCACGCUGCUCCCCUCCCUGUCCACGCGCGCGGUCGGCACCUUCAAGGCACUGCAGGCCCACCUGGCGAGUCUGCGCAGGAGCCCCCACAGGGGCCUCGUGAACGACAUGAUGCUCGAGGUGACCAGGUUCCUGAAGUCCCUCGACGAUGGCCUGGACGACGACUUCUUCACCGCGUUCGCUUACCUCCGCGACGGCAGCCUGUACGGCGACCUGUGGGAGUCCCUGCCGCAGGCGGCCACGACGAUCGUGGCCACCCUCGAGCAGCGCACCAAGACGCGCCGCAGCUGGGUCGAGGAGAGCAUCAGCCAGAAGUCGCGGCUCACCACCGGGCGCCGCGCGCGCAUCCGGAAGCCGGAGCCCGAGGAGUCGGAGAUCCCCACAGCCAUCGACGGCUGCGUCUGCGAGGCGAGCUGGUCCGGCUGGCAGUGGAGCGCAGGGCUGCCCCGACGGGUGUACCUGGACGGCUGCGCGAGCAACGUCAGCAUCUCGGGCCUGCCUUUUGACGCCGCCGAGGUGCCUGGCUUCUGUCGCGUGCGGCAGAAGAGGAUGAGCCUGGUCAUUUGCAGGGACACCUUUGCGCGGUGCGAUCCCAAGGUGCUGAAGGAUACUCGCCCGACCUACUCGAUUUGGCGCGCGGGCCACAGCAACGCCUUCCACCGCUCCCAGCUGGUGAAGCUGCCGUUGGUCCAGGUGGACGUGUUCAUGAACUUUGACGUCCGGAACUUCCGUGGCGACUAUUGCACGCCUAAUUUCGCUCCUCUGCUGAUCCUGCAGUACAACUACCACUGGUCGGCGUUUUCCUGGUCUCCGUGGGAGGUGCGGCGCACCAACUGCCUCGGCGCGAGGCUCCACCCGCCCGGGGUCUCGCUGCUGCUGGUGCGCUGCCAGCGCGGCAGCGGGGACGCGGUCUCCGUGGAGUGGGAGCUGGUGGCCGAGAAAGAGAACAGGGUGGGCUCUGCGUACCUCAUCGCCUAUCUCGUGGCCUUCGGUGGGCCGGCGGACUACAACACGUGGGGCACCUCCGAUGGUGACAUGAUGGAGUCGUGGUUUACUGGCUCGUGGGGAGGGAACCUGAUGGACAAGAUCACGGGCAACGGGCUGGCGGGGGUCCUCAAGCAGUCGAUCUGGAGCGGGCAGGCCGAUGGCUACGGCUACCUCAUGACGGACCAGGUCAUGUCGUCGGGGCCGUCCUUCUGGUUGGCGACCAUAGCGGAGGUAAUCGGGGCGUACAACGUCGCCAGCCUGGCCGUCGAAAAGGAGGACGGGCAGAGCGUAAGCAUGUUCGCGAUGGUCAGCGCGGUCGCCACCGGCGUCUGGAGGGCCCUUCAGAGGUACGGCGCGGUGCCCGCGAAGUGGGGCGUGGACGUGAGCCUGAGUACUGUCACCAAGGCGCUGGAGACCGUGAGCGGCGUCGUGAUCAGCCCUUGGCGCAACGAGCACGACGUGCUCCUCUCCUUCAAGUACUCGCGACACUCGUACUCGCACAAGAGGACCGUGGCUGACAUGAUCGACCGCCUCUCCACCCCGCAGGUGCGCGCCGUGCUGGACGCCACCGCGGAGCACGGCGUGGCCGCCGACGAGAUGGCGACCGGCGAGUGGUGGCGCUCGUACCAACAGAGGCCCUCGCACGGGCCGGAGGAGAUCAACAACCUCGGGAGGGACACGAUGAUUGAUAUGAUCAAGCGGUGGGCUCUGAAGGUGAAGAUUGAGUACGCCUCGCAGGAGCUGUUCACCUCCUGCAAGCACAGGCCCAGAUGGUUCAGCGUGUCGGGGCCUGGCGUGUUCCCGUUCUGGUCCAUGAAGCACUCCUCGUGGAUGCAGCCGGCGAUCGAGAAAGGCACCGAGGUGUUGCUGAUGCCGCAGUCCGAGGGUUGGCUGCGAGAGGCUCGCGGCCGCGAGAGAGGGUGA
Molecule: messenger RNA, 5409 nt
Organism: Prorocentrum cordatum
Lineage: Eukaryota; Dinophyceae; Prorocentrales; Prorocentraceae
Source: the annotation of a GenBank genome assembly